This is a messenger RNA of Rattus norvegicus (Norway rat), 513 nucleotides long. RefSeq names its product sex determining region Y (gene Sry). Gene Ontology annotation, cellular component: nucleus; nuclear speck. The record is from RefSeq and is marked validated. Gene Ontology annotation, molecular function: DNA binding. The transcript has a single exon. Lineage: Eukaryota; Metazoa; Chordata; Mammalia; Rodentia; Muridae. Bases 1 to 513 code for a protein of 170 amino acids.
AUGGAGGGCCAUGUCAAGCGCCCCAUGAAUGCAUUUAUGGUGUGGUCCCGUGGAGAGAGGCGCAAGUUGGCUCAACAGAAUCCCAGCAUGCAGAAUUCAGAGAUCAGCAAGCAGCUGGGAUAUCAGUGGAAAAGCCUUACAGAAGCCGAAAAAAGGCCCUUUUUCCAGGAGGCGCAGAGACUGAAGACCCUACACAGAGAGAAAUAUCCAAACUAUAAAUAUCAGACUCAUCGAAGGGUUAAAGUGCCACAGAGGAGUUAUACUUUGCAGCGUGAAGUUGCCUCAACAAAACUGUACAACCUGUUGCAAUGGGACAACAACCUACACACUAUCAUAUACGGACAGGACUGGGCUAGAGCUGCACACCAGUCCUCCAAGAACCAGAAAAGCAUUUAUUUACAGCCUGUGGACAUCCCCACUGGAUACCCACUACAGCAGAAACAGCAGCACCAGCAGCAGCAGCACGUGCACCUGCAGCAGCAGCAGCAGCAGCAGCAGCACCAGUUCCACUAG